UGACUUCUCUCAGACCGCAGGAGGAUGGGCACGGGUGAGUUUGUGUGUGUGACGCUGCGUGGCGGGGCGCCCUGGGGAUUCACACUCAGCCAGAGCACUCAAGACCCUCAACAUCCAAUCCAGCUGCUUCAGAUAGAGGACGGUAGUCCUGCUGCCGUGGCUGGAUUGUGUGAGAAUGAUGAGCUGGUGUCGGUGAAUGGAAAGCCUUGCUCAAACCUCAGUCUCUCAGACGCUAUUGAUCUCAUUGAAGCCUCAGCUGACUGUCUACAGCUGCUUGUCAAAAGAUGCUGUAGUCAACCUCAGGAGAGCUUUAAAAUGGUUAGCACCACUUUUCGGAUCCCUUCUCCAUCCAGGCCUCACGAGCCACAGGAACUAUACACCUCUGAGUCCCAGGAUGAAGCAUAUUAUGGAGAGACGGACAGCGAUGGAGAGUGUCCAGCAAGGACUCGAUUGGUUCGGACCCAAGUUCAAAUACCUGCUUCUAGGAAUAAAAGUAGAGGCACCAAUGCCCAGGGUGCUGGAGACACCAGUUUGGAUGUAACCCCAGGAUCUGUAGUUGAAUUGCAGCUUUCGCUCUCCAAGACCACCCUGGAAGAGCCAGACUGUACUGCAUUAGGCAGUGCAUGUGGAGUUGUGGGAGACAUCCAUCAAAGAAAGACAGAUGAGAGUGUCAAUUAUACUACAACCACCGCAUUUACUCCAGCUAACCCCCUCUACAUACCCCGACGAGACCGGCAACCCCUUGGUCAGCGGGGUGUGUUGGUUAGCAAACCCCCUGCUUUGACAGGACAGGUGGAGGUGACAGUGAAGCAGUUAUCUGGAAGCUGUUCAGGAAAGGAGGGGGUAGAGGCCAGUCUACAGUUGGAUUCUGCUGGGGAAGAAGGAGGGCACAUUGAAGAAGCUCCCACCUCCUCAUCUGUGUCCUUUGGACUUCCCUCAGAGGAGUGGGACUCCGAAUCGGAGAGGGAGGUCAACGAGCCAAGCAAGCACCGGGCAAGGCACGCCAGGCUCCGGCGCAGUGAGAGCCUUUCAGAGAAGCAGGUGAAAGAAGCCAAGUCUAAAUGCAAGCGCAUUGCUCUCCUGCUGUCAGCUCCUGCCCCCAACCCUAAUAACAAGGGGGUGUUGAUGUUUAAGAAGCAUAGACAGAGGGCCAAGAAGUUUACGCUUGUAAGCUACGGUACUGGUGAGGACGACCCAGAUUAUAAGGACGACGAAGAGGAGCACACUGUUGAGUUCACUGUUUUAGCCUCAAGUGAAACUGAAAUUAAUGAGGAUUUCUUUACCAAUGCCUCAGGCCAGAAAAGCAUUGUAAGCUUUGAUUGGGAUACUGGAUUACUUGAGAUAGAGCGCAAGCUUGACAACCUGCAGGGUAUGGAUGCACUACCUGAGACGAAGGGGAAAGGAGCCCUCAUGUUUGCCCAGCGCAAACAGCGCAUGGAUGAGAUAGUAGAAGAACAUGAAGAGAUGAGACGUAAGGGGAUCCCUGUUGAAGCAGUGCAGGAGCCUGAGACACAUCAAACAUACCAACACAUGGAGGAGCAGACUUAUAUGCAUGCACAAGAGAACCAGAAUUACAUGGAUGUAAAUCUACACCACAGUUUAUCAGCACAGAAGCAACAACAGCAACAACAAUAUCAUCAAUACCAAGAACAGUACCAUCAACAACAGCAGCAGCAGCAGCAGCAGCAGCAGUAUCAAGAAUACCAGCAGCAGCUACAAUACCAGCACCAACAACAGCAAGACUACCAGCAACAAAAUAUAUACCAACACAUGCAAUCAUACAAUCAGCAACAACACUCCCAACAACAGCAAGAGCAACAGUAUUCACAUCAUAUGAAUGGCAUGUUUGAUCAGCAGAUGCAAAACGAAAUGCAGCCAUUAGUCACAAACAGGAGUGCCAAACCAUUUUCAGUUCAGAAUAGAGUGGCUGCUCCAUUUUCCUCCUCAUCAAGUGCAGACAAUCAAGAACAGCCUGGGUAUUCGUUGGGACAAGGUGAACAGAUUGCUUCCCGUGAUGAGCGUAUAUCUGUGCCUGCUAUCAAGACUGGUAUCUUGCAAGAUACAAGGAGGAGGAGUGCCAAUAAGCCAAUGUUCACUUUCAAGGAGUCUCCCAAGGUUUCACCUAAUCCUGCUCUGUUGAAUCUCCUUAACAGGAAUGACAAGAAGGCAGGUUUAGAGUUUUGUCCAGAAGAAGAUUAUUUAAGUUUAGGAGCUGAAGCCUGCAACUUUCUUCAGCCUUCUAAGACGAAACACAAAAUUCCACCACCAGUAGCUCCUAAACCUCACAUUAACCCUGCUUCUCCACCAUGGUCUGAUCAACAAGAAACUGCUGAACAACCCAUCCCACAGCAAACCGAAAGUAGUGUCCCAGCCCCUGCAGAAGCUCCAGUCACAGAGGCUGAUACUGCUUUUUCCCCUGCCCCUGAAAUGGGGGCCCCAAUGUUGUCUGAAGAAAAGCCUACAUAUGCCCCCGAAUCACAUGAUGUUUCACACUGUCCUGAACAGCUUCCUCCAGAUAAUGCCUGGAAACAACAAGAAUCCCAAAUGGAGUCAAACCAGCAACAAGAAACCUGGAAUGAGAAACAACCCCAGCCACAAAUUAAUUCUGCUCCUGUCGUACCACCUGUUACGCAGUCAGAUCCAUCUGUCAGAUCAUGGGAUCCAGCUCCAAAUCAAAGUCAUCAGCAGAUUCCAGUAAGUACUUGGGGUCCAGAUAAGGUCCAAUUGCAAGUCCCAUCUCAAAACCAAUCUCAAACACAGCCACAGUGGAUGACACAGUCUCAGGGUCCUCCAGAAGUACAAGUCCCUUCUAAAACACAAUCCCAGCCUUCUUGGGUAACACAUCCUCGAACUUCACCCCCAACCAAACAUCAACCACAGCUUCAGUCCCAAAUCAAUUCUUGGGCACCAAGUCCAAAUCAGUCAACCCCACAAGCUCCCUGGUCGCAGCCGCACGAGCCGGAACAACCAUCUAUCAGUGUUUGGCAACAAGAUCAAAUUCAAACUCAGGAACAUCCAGCAUGGUCCCAGCAACAACAGUUGACGCCACAUUGGGCAUCAUCCCAUCAGCAACAGCCACAGCCUUCUUGGACUCAACCUCAGAGGCAGUCACAGCCCCAACCACCUUGGGUCUCUCAGGCCAAACAGCAAGAUCCAACACAGCUAUCUGCAAAUGCAUGGACUCAGCCACAGAGUCCAAUUCAAGCACAACCUACAUGGGCUCAGCAGACUCAACCUUCACAUCAUCCCACAGCACCAGUGCAACAACCCAUGAAUCCUUGGCCAUCAAUGCCAGCCCAGUCCCAACCACAUCCACAGUGGGGACAAGAACCUGCUUCUCAACAUCCUCAACAAGCAAUGAACUCUUGGACAACUGCACAGAAUCAAAUUCAGCCUCCCUGGGCUCAGCCACUCCCACCAACUCAGGCUCAUCCUCCAUGGGCACCAAAACCUCAACAGCAGGCAUCCCAGCCACCUGUGACCCAGUGGGCAUCACCACAAUCUCAGUCUCAACCGACUGUAAAUGCUUGGGCACCCCAACACCAACAGAGUGCAGUUAGCAGCACUGCCCAAAAUGAAUCCCAGAAAUUGCCUCCCCAACCAAUCAAGCCAUGGAGUCCAACUCAGAGCUCUCAGCCCACUCCUCCACGACGAAUGAAUUCAUAUACCACUGGGACAAAGGCACCAUCUCCUGUUCCAACACGUAGUACUAUGUCCCCCUCUGGUUUUGGGUCAGCAUUUGAGAUGCCAGCCUUGAAAGGGAAAGGAGCUGAACUGUUCGCCAAAAGACAAUCCAGAAUGGAGAAGUACAUUGUGGACUCUACCACAGUGCAGAAUAAGGCGCUUAGGAGCUCACCCUUGUCACCACCGGUGACUCUUUCAGCUGUGGGUCUCAACCCCAGGUCAGUUUCAUCUUCUCCAUCACCCAGACCUUCAUCCCGCACUAUUUCCAUACGGCCACCAGUGGGCCAGAUCGUCCGGAUAGACAGGGGUCACAAGCCUCUCACCCCCUGGGAAGCUGCCUCACGCCACCCACUGGGGCUCGUGGAUGAAGCCUUUACAUUUCUGGACAUUCAACAGUCCAUUGCCUCCAACCUGCACUAUGCCGCUAAGAGUAAGCUCUUACCAGAGCCUCCGGCCGAGUGGAAGGCAAAGGUCACAUAUGAACCUCCGCCAAAAAACCAAAAAGACAGUUUAAGUCAAUCACCUUUGACUUUUCUGUCCCCAACCAAGAGCACAGCAUCGGCACCAGCUGGUCCCGUCCCCUACGGGUCACCCUUUAGACAGCCCCAAAGGUCAGUGACAGAGGCUAAUCUUCGGCCUUCACCGGCCGAUCCGAAUAAACUAACACUCUAUAAAGCCAAAGAUAGCAGUACUUGGAGACGUUGAAGGAGAGCCAGGAAACCCUUUAUAUGCAAGUGAAAGUGAAAUCAAAUAGGACAGGAAUGAAUAUUGCUGGAAAGUGAGUAAAGUAAAGUUGUUAUGGCUACUAUUGACCAAGAAAGACAGAGAAGUUGAUAAUGCUCAAUGAGGAUCCAUGGAAGUCAGAAGAUGAUACGAGAAGUUGAGUUUAUGAAGAUUAUCAGUGUUACAGCUUGCUUUUGAAGUUCACACUAACAAUAAUCUCUCAAUGUGAUAAGUGAAUAUGUAUACCCUUGUGAAAAAGAAAUACAUUUAAGCAUAUUUUGGUAACACUUUAUAUUAACCCUUUGGGGUCUGAGAGUGUUUUGGGGCCAUGGAGAAGUUUUUGACAAGCUUUUAUUUCAGUUGCUUACAAACAUAUUAAUGGCUAAAUUCUGAUUACACUGUAUUCAGCACAAACUGCGCUACAAUAAUAUGUGAGCAGCAUGAAUGGACAUGAUUGUGUUUUUGAUAAAGCAACAUUUAUGCGUGCUUAGUGAAAAACUAAAAUGUUUAGGUCACUGAUAUAAGGCCAAUACAUGUUACAUGCUUACUAUUAUUAUAAUAAAAAAGAGUACUUAUUAUGGUAAUAAUAUGCAGUUGUCUGAACUCUAACAUGCUUUUUUGACCAAAGUAAGUCGGACGAUCUUAAAAGUGUACUUAAGUGUGUUAAGGAACACAAUCAGGAGCACACACUCUUUCUAAGUUGACAUAAGUGGGCUUUUAUUUCACUAAUUAUGUCUGCACGUACAAGUAAAAAAAAAUAUAUAUAAGAUUUGAUUCACACUACAAGUGCACUUCUUUUUCACAAGGGUCAUGCAUUCGGUUUUAAAGUGUUGCACUAAUGAAUGGGGCAAAGCGAUUGUGCAUGAUACUUGCUAAUGAAAUAAAACAUUAUACAUCUUCAUAGAACAUAUUGUAAAGGCUAGUGUGAGACACAGUUCAGUUUGUUUAAUCACAAAUUAACAGCAAAUUUUAUAUAACUGUUGUAGUGAUGUAGUGAUUUUAAAGAGAGAAGAAACUAAAUUUGUUUGUGUGCUACAAAGCUAUUAAGCAGAAACUGAUGAAUCAGUAAGAGGCGUGCUUGUUACAUAAGCUUCACUUUAAAAGAUUAAAUCAUUCUUUGGUGACCCGGCCUGACCCUACGCCACACGCCCUGCUGCACCAAAUUCACUUCAACUAACUCAGUCUCCGUUUUGCUAUUAAUGAAUAAAUAAAUAAGUGUACAUUCCUUACAAGUAUUGUGUGACAAUGCAUGCUCUCAAUCCACUUAAAAAUGAUGUUUAUUUCUACUCUACGAGUUGUUCAUACUUUUAUUUCUUUAUUCUAUGACUGAGCGUUUCUUCAUGAAGGAUAUCAGUAAACUAAACUUGUUUGACGUGUUUGAUUGAUAAAAUAUUGAUCAAGAUACCAAAAGAUCUGUUGAACAGAGAGGAUUUCAGUAUUCUGUGAACUGUCUGAUUGAUACAUUCUGCAGCUCCACAUCUGUAUGGCUGAAAUAAAACCAUGCUUUGCACUUGUAUUAAAAGAACAUGUUAAAAGAA
This is a messenger RNA of Carassius auratus (goldfish), 5945 nucleotides long. RefSeq names its product synaptopodin 2a (gene synpo2a). Gene Ontology annotation, molecular function: actin binding. The transcript has 5 exons. Gene Ontology annotation, biological process: positive regulation of actin filament bundle assembly. NCBI's taxonomy places the organism in Eukaryota, Metazoa, Chordata, Actinopteri, Cypriniformes, Cyprinidae. The coding region runs from base 25 to 4389 and encodes 1454 amino acids. Gene Ontology annotation, cellular component: actin cytoskeleton; nucleus; Z disc. The record is from RefSeq and is a predicted model, not a curated record.